This is a messenger RNA of Schistocerca cancellata (South American locust), 495 nucleotides long. RefSeq names its product GA-binding protein subunit beta-1-like. Gene Ontology annotation, molecular function: protein binding. The coding region runs from base 1 to 495 and encodes 164 amino acids. The transcript has a single exon. The record is from RefSeq and is a predicted model, not a curated record. NCBI's taxonomy places the organism in Eukaryota, Metazoa, Arthropoda, Insecta, Orthoptera, Acrididae.
AUGAACAGCAGGGGGCUGCUCCAGUCAGCUACACGGGGGUCAAUAGAGGAAGUGCAGGUGUUGCUCGGGGCUGGUGCUGAUGUGGGGCACAGAGGAUGGACCAUGUGGACCGCUCUACAUUAUGCAGCGAAGCAGGGACAUGCUGAUAUUGUGAGGUGUCUGAUCGUGAAUGGGGCAGAAAUGGAUGCCAGGACCGAUGUGAGGCAGACGCCUCUACAUUUGGCUGCAUGGAAGGGCCAUGCGGCAGUGGUGCGGCUGCUGGCGGCGUCCUCGGCCGACGUCGAUGCCAAGGAUCAGUGGGGUAGGACGCCUCUGCACUGGGCGGCACCCUACGGCAACGCAGAGGCGGCGAAGGCGCUGCUGGAAGCAGGGGCCGAUAGGGACGCAAAGGAGGACGCAGGGAACACCGCGCUGGACUUAGCAAGAGUGAACAAGCGACAAUGGAUGGUAGAAAUCCUAUCUAGCAUUCCAACAAACGACUGUGAUGUGAACUAA